This is a messenger RNA of Arthroderma uncinatum, 1143 nucleotides long. RefSeq names its product DNA-directed RNA polymerase I and III. The coding region runs from base 1 to 1143 and encodes 380 amino acids. Gene Ontology annotation, molecular function: protein dimerization activity; DNA binding. The transcript is spliced from 3 exons. Gene Ontology annotation, biological process: DNA-templated transcription. Gene Ontology annotation, cellular component: RNA polymerase III complex; RNA polymerase I complex. The record is from RefSeq and is a predicted model, not a curated record. NCBI's taxonomy places the organism in Eukaryota, Fungi, Ascomycota, Eurotiomycetes, Onygenales, Arthrodermataceae.
AUGGCGCCUCGAAUUGCUCUCCCCGAAGAAAUACACCAGCGGAAGAUAAUUGGUAUCAACCCGGAGACAGUUGCGAACCCCUCUGCGACAGAUUUCCCAAGCCAUUGGCCAGGUGAAAACCAUGCGUGGUCCAUCAGCAAGUUCAGCCAGGAUUUAAAAAUAGAAUUCCACAAUAAUGAGCCUCUCGAAGCUUCGUUUUCGUUAAUAGGGGUAGACGCCUCCAUUGCGAACGCUUUUCGCCGUAUUCUUCUUGCCGAAAUCCCCGCACUCGCUAUCGAAUACGUUUACAUCCAGAAUAAUACCUCUGUUAUACAAGACGAAGUUCUCGCGCAUCGCCUGGGAUUAAUUCCCCUCAAAGGCUCUCUAGAAGGAAUAAACUGGCUCCGAUGGUUCAAGGUGCCCAAAGAAGGCGACCCAGACAGCGGAAGUGCGCAUGAAGAUUCAAACACCAUCGUUCUACGACUAGUCAAGGAGUGCACGAAAAAUCCCAAUGCUAGCCCGGGCGAGGAGGACCCAACUGUACUUUAUAACAAUGCGCAUAUCUACGCCAAGGACCUUGUCUUCGAGCCCCAGGGUCGACAGGAGAGAUACUUCCAUGGAGACGGCGCUAUUCAGUCAUCCAAUCCAGAUAUCUUAUUGGCAAAAUUAAGGCCCGGCCAAAAGAUCGAUAUCGAAAUGCAUUGUAUCAAGGGGAUAGGAGCGGACCACGCAAAAUUCUCACCAGUUGCGACAGCGUCAUAUCGACUUCUACCUGAUAUUCAAAUAGUCCGCCCGAUUCUAGGAAAUGACGCUCUGAAAUUUGCAGGUUGCUUCCCAAGGGGGGUGAUCGGAAUUGAAAAUGUCACUGCAGCAGAAGCCGCCCAGGCUGGUAGUGGCUAUGAGGGAAAGGAAGGGGAGAAAAGAGCGGUCGUCGUUGAUCCAUUCAAAGAUACGGUUAGCAGAGAAUGUUUGCGGCACGACGAGUUUAAGGGCAAAGUCAAGCUUGGCCGAGUACGAGAUCAUUUUAUCUUUAACAUUGAAAGUACCGGACAGUUCAACAGCGACCUUAUGUUCCUGGAAAGUAUUAAGGUCCUCAAGUUUAAGUGUCAGAGACUGAAGCGGAAUGUUGCUAGCUUAUCAGAGAUGACAGACACGCAUGCCUAA